AUGUCCGUAGACGAAGAACACACUACCACCACCUUACAAGGCGCUGCUGUCGCCGUGCCAGCUCUUAGCGCAGCCGGUUUGCCGAUAGCAGUGGACGGGAGCGGCAAGGCAGACUCCAAGGCAGACCAGUUCCGACUUAAAGCGGGAUUGGCGCGUAUGUUGAAGGGGGGCGUGAUCAUGGACGUGGUUAACGCGAAGCAGGCGAAGAUUGCGGAACGCGCGGGUGCCUGUGCUGUCAUGGCAUUGGAGCGUGUGCCGGCGGACAUCCGAGCUGAAGGAGGAGUGGCGAGGAUGAGUGAUCCAAAGUUGAUUCGGGAGAUCAUGGACGCAGUUUCGAUUCCAGUCAUGGCCAAAUGUCGCAUAGGUCAUUUUGUGGAGGCGCAAAUUUUGCAGGAGAUGGGGGUGGACUUUAUUGACGAAUCUGAAGUCCUAACGCCAGCCGACCGGGACCAACAGAUCUACAAAACGCCCUUCAAAACACCCUUCGUCUGCGGUGCUAAAGAUCUAGGUGAGGCACUGCGCCGUAUCGGUGAAGGCGCUGCCAUGAUCCGUUCCAAGGGCGAGGCCGGGACCGGGGACGUCACGGAGGCAGUGCGGCAUAUCCGCGUACUCCACUCUCAAAUUAAACGCGCCGCUGCCAUGUCUGAGGAAGAACUCUUUGCCUACGCAAAAGAACUGCGCGCACCCUACGACUUACUCAAACAGACCGCUGAACUCGGCAGACUCCCCGUCGUCUGCUUCGCCGCCGGUGGCGUUGCCACCCCAGCCGACGCCGCGCUCUGCAUGCAACUCGGCGUCGAAGGAGUCUUCGUCGGCUCCGGCAUUUUCCUCGGCGCCUUUCCCGAACGGCGCGCCAAAGCAAUCGUCCAGGCUGUUACGCAUUACAAGGAUCCCAAGGUCCUGGCCGAAGUCAGCACCGACCUGGGGCCUGCUAUGGUCGGCCGGACCGUCGAAAGCCUCCAACAAUGCGAACAAAUGGCGCGCCGCGAAUAA
Messenger RNA from Gregarina niphandrodes, 993 nucleotides. RefSeq names its product pyridoxine biosynthesis protein. Gene Ontology annotation, molecular function: amine-lyase activity. Gene Ontology annotation, biological process: pyridoxine biosynthetic process; amino acid metabolic process; pyridoxal 5'-phosphate biosynthetic process. NCBI's taxonomy places the organism in Eukaryota, Apicomplexa, Conoidasida, Eugregarinorida, Gregarinidae. The transcript has a single exon. Bases 1 to 993 code for a protein of 330 amino acids. The record is from RefSeq and is a predicted model, not a curated record.